This is a messenger RNA of Dovyalis caffra, 1047 nucleotides long. The record is from the annotation of a GenBank genome assembly. Lineage: Eukaryota; Viridiplantae; Streptophyta; Magnoliopsida; Malpighiales; Salicaceae.
AUGGAGAAUGAGAUCACUAACUUUAUGAAAAUUUCGAUCUCAGUCUUUGUCUCUACCUGCUAUUGCUAUGCUGUUGGUCGGGUGGUUUCGAAAGGAACUGCAAGACUCUUAUGUUUGGUCCCAAUAGUUUGCCUCUUCUCGUAUCUUCCUCUCUAUUUUCACACCAUCAAUCUUUCAGGCCUUGGUGGUUUUCUCAUUGCCUGGCUUGCAAAUUUCAAGAUCUUACUCUUCGCUUUUGGCAAAGGCCCUUUGUCAUCAAAUCCAUCAACCUCUCUUGCAAGUUUUGUGGUUGUAGCUUGUUUUCCCAUCAGGAUCCACCAAAAGCAAUCUUCGAAGUCACAUCUACCCGACCAAGAACUUAAAGAUGGUAAAACAUUUAAAAAUUAUGCCAUCAAGGUUUUGCUUUUUGCUAUAUUGGUCAACGUUCCUCACUACAGGGAUUAUAUCCAUCCAAAGAUCAUUUCCUUCCUCUACUUUCUCCUUUUGUACGUUGAACUUGAAACUCUCUUGGAUGUAACGGCCGCCCUGGUUCGAGUGUCCCUGGGGCUAGAGCUCGAGCCACCGUUCAAUGAGCCAUAUCUCUCAACCUCAUUGCAAGACUUCUGGGGCAGAAGAUGGAACCUCAUUGUUUCAAGUAUCCUACGACCUUCUGUUUACGAACCAACACGGAACCUUGCUUCAGUAAUUGUGGGCAGACAGUGGGCACUUAUUCCAGCAUUCUUCGGGACAUUUCUUGUGUCAGGACUCAUGCACGAGCUUAUUUUCUACUACAUGGGGCGUGAGAAGCCAACAUGGCAGCUCACAUGCUUCUUUCUCCUCCAUGGAGUGUGCGUCGCAUUUGAGAUUGCUUUAAAGAAGAAGUUUGGCGGGAGGUGGCAGUUGCCACCGCUGAUAUCGGGGGCUUUCACAAUCGGAUUUGUAUUGUUGACAGGAUUUUGGCUGUUCUUGCCGUCGUUAUACCGGUGUAAGGCCUUUGACAGGGGAUCCGCGGAGCUUGGCGAAUUACUAGCGUUCUUAAAGAAAGGAAGCCAGCGUCUUGUCACUUAG